This is a messenger RNA of Dichotomopilus funicola, 1854 nucleotides long. RefSeq names its product FAD binding domain-containing protein. Gene Ontology annotation, molecular function: oxidoreductase activity; FMN binding. The transcript has 3 exons. Lineage: Eukaryota; Fungi; Ascomycota; Sordariomycetes; Sordariales; Chaetomiaceae. The record is from RefSeq and is a predicted model, not a curated record. Bases 1 to 1854 code for a protein of 617 amino acids.
AUGGCUCCGAGCGUUAUUGUCGUCGGUGGCGGCCUAUCCGGCCUCAGUGCUGCCCAUACCAUUUACCUCGCCGGCGGUAACGUCGUGGUCCUCGACAAGCAGGGCUUCUUCGGCGGCAACUCCACAAAGGCCACUUCCGGCAUCAACGGCGCUCUCACAAGGACACAAGUCGAUCACAACAUUCAGGACAGCGUGAAGCAGUUCUACAAUGACACCCUCAAGUCCGCCCGUGACAAGGCGCGCCCCGACCUGAUCAAGGUCCUUACCUACAAGUCGGCCGCCGCCGUGGAAUGGCUCCAGGAUGUGUUCAACCUUGACCUUACUCUUGUUUCUCGUCUUGGUGGUCACUCUCAGCCCCGUACCCACCGUGGCCACGACGCCAAGUUCCCCGGCAUGGCCAUCACCUACGCUCUUAUGCAAAGGCUUGAGGAGCUUGCUGAGACCGAGCCCCACCGCGUUCGCAUCAUCAAGAAGGCCCGCGUCACCAACCUCAACAAGCAGGGCAACACCAUCACCGGUGUUCAGUACGAGCACAACGGCGAGACCGCCUCUCUUGACGGACCGGUCGUCCUCGCCACUGGCGGCUAUGCCGCCGAUUUCGGCGAUGGCUCUCUGCUGAAGCAACACCGCCCCGACACCUUCGGCCUCGCUACCACCAACGGCUCCCACGCUACCGGUGAUGGCCAAAAGAUGGUCAUGGCGAUCGGCGGUAAUGGCAUCGACAUGGACAAGGUUCAGGUCCACCCUACUGGUCUCGUGGACCCCAAGGACCCCGGCUCCAAGUGGAAGUUCUUGGCUGCCGAAGCGCUCCGUGGUGAGGGCGGUCUUCUCCUCAACGCCGAUGGCGACCGCUUCUGCGAUGAGCUCGGCCACCGUGACUACGUCUCUGGCAUGAUGUGGAAGGAGAAGGACAAGAACAAGUUCCCCAUCCGCCUGGUGCUUAACUCCAAGGCCUCCAACACACUCGAUUUCCAUACCCGCCACUACUCAGGCCGUGGCCUCAUGAAGAAGAUGACGGGCAAGGAACUCGCAAAGGAGAUUGGCUGCACCCCCGACCACCUCCAGAAGACCUUCCAGACGUACAACGCUAUUGCUGAGGGCAAGCAGAAGGACCCAUGGGGCAAGAAGUUCUUCCACAACAUGCCCGUCGACAUCAACGACGACUUCCACGUCGCCGUGAUGGAGCCCGUUCUCCACUUCACCAUGGGCGGUAUUGAGAUCAACGACAAGGCCCAGGUUCUCAACAAGGAGCAGAAGCCGUUUGACGGCCUCUUCGCCUGCGGUGAGCUUGCUGGUGGCGUUCACGGUGCCAACCGUCUCGGUGGCUCGUCCCUUUUGGGCUGCGUUGUCUACGGUCGCGUCGCCGGUGAUACUGCCAGCAACUAUCUCUUCCAAAAGGCCCUGGCAGGCUCCGCCGGUGCGGCUCGUCUUGGACAAAUUGCUCUGCACAUCGACCCCUCCACCCCGGGCAAGAUCUCCGUUGAGUGGGCCGGUGCUAGUGGCGCCGAGGGCCCUAAGGCCCAGGCCGCGGCUACCAGCGCCCCCGCGGCAGGCGCCAAGACGGAGUCGAGCGAACCCAAGGCUUUCUCCAUCCCUGAGAAGGAGUACACCCUUGAGGAGGUCGCGAAGCACAACAAGAAGGAGGACCUCUGGGUUGUUGUCAAGGGUGUUGUCCUAGACCUCACCAACUGGCUUGAUGACCACCCGGGUGGUCCUCAGGCCCUGCUCAACUUCAUGGGCCGCGACGCCACCGAGGAGUUUGAGAUGCUCCACGAUGACGAGGUCAUUCCCAAGUACGCACCCUCGCAGGUGAUUGGGAGGGUCAAGGGCCAGAAGGUUACUCUGGAAAUUUGA